AUGGAUAACUCAUCAAAGGAAAAAGUUAUUACUGAAGUUCUGCAAAAAGCUUAUAAAGAAGGAGGUAUUGUUCUAAAAGAAAAAUUACGUAAAUUAUUAGUUGAACGUAAAGUUCCAUUUAUACCGGUAACAAACGAAAUUGAGUCACUUCGUCCACUUGGUCAUGGUGUUUUUGGUAUAGUUGAAUUGAUACGCUAUGAAAAAAAAUUAUAUGCACAUAAACGACCACGUCAAAAUACAAGUGAACAACGUAGUGGCAUACUUGAAGAAGGUAUUAAAUUAUCUGAUAUAGCUCAACAUCAUCCAAAUAUUCAACGUUUAAAUUUUAUUAAUCUUCGUACAUUUGGUCUCGUUAUUGAUUAUUGUAGUAAUGGUUCACUUGAUGGAUUUGUAAGAGAAAAAAUUUCAAAUUAUACAUUAGUUGAUGUUCUUAAUUGGGGCUAUCAAUUAGCAGAUGCAUUAAGUUUUUUACAUUCCAAUAAGAUUAUUCAUCGAGAUGUUAAAAUGCAAAAUAUUCUUUUGAAAGAUAAUUAUCAAACACUUGUUCUUACUGAUUAUGGUACUGCAACACAGCUUGGAAAAAGUUGGAUGACGGACAAUGUUGGCACACCAAUCACUAUGGCACCUGAAGUAUUUGCUUAUAAUCAAUAUGCUGAACAAUGUGAUACAUAUUCUUGGUCUAUUGUUUUCUGGCAAUUAAUCUCAAAAAAAUUAUUACCUUAUGGAGGAGAAGGCAAAGGUUUUCUAUUAUCUGUCGUACAACAUAAACUUCGUCCACCUAAAUUUAAUCAUUGUCCAGAAUUGUUUAUGGCCUUGAUGUAUCGUGCAUGGCAUUCAGAUCCAAAUGAACGACCAACAUUAUUAUUUAUAAAAAAAAUUCUUCGAUUAAUACUAAAUGCAUUACCAAAAAAAAAAGAAGAAUAUACACAAGAAAUGGCGGAUGAAAUUAAAAGACAAUGGAUACAUGAUUCUGGUUUAUCAGAAAAGUAUUUACCCUAUGAACCACGUUUUAAUAAUGAACAAUCAAUGAAUCUCUAUCAAGAACAUUUAACAGUAAUGGAACGUGUUAUGAAAAUACACAAAGAUAUAGCUGAAUUAAAACAAAAAACAGCAAAUGUUGAUCCUUAUGAAAACUUAUUAUAUGAAAAUGAACAACUGCAGAAAGAAAUUGACGAAUUACAACUACAGACAGUUACUUAA
Molecule: messenger RNA, 1200 nt
Organism: Rotaria sp. Silwood1
Lineage: Eukaryota; Metazoa; Rotifera; Eurotatoria; Philodinida; Philodinidae
Source: the annotation of a GenBank genome assembly